This is a messenger RNA of Amaranthus tricolor (Joseph's coat), 3052 nucleotides long. RefSeq lists its product as uncharacterized. The record is from RefSeq and is a predicted model, not a curated record. Bases 277 to 2556 code for a protein of 759 amino acids. The transcript is spliced from 19 exons. Lineage: Eukaryota; Viridiplantae; Streptophyta; Magnoliopsida; Caryophyllales; Amaranthaceae. Gene Ontology annotation, biological process: double-strand break repair via homologous recombination; protein deubiquitination. Gene Ontology annotation, molecular function: ubiquitin binding.
AAAUUGCUGUUGAAUAAAUAAACCCUAAAAAGAAAAAAAAAGGAAUUACGGUGACGGACAUGGUCUUUGUGUCCCCAAUCCUGAAUCGUUUGUCAAUUCUCAUCUCCUCCCUCAUUCUUUUUUGAGAAUAAAAAUUAAGUCUUUCCCCACUCUCUGCCGUCCCCCGUCGUUACUUUUCUCUGUUGCCAUCUUGGCCGCCGCUUUUUCUCCGUCAACCAUCGUCUUCUCCCUCUUUUAGAUUCCCUGCUCUGCUGAUCUACUUCAGGGAUCCUUGUAAUGCAUCGAGUAGGCAGUGCAGGGAAUACCUCUGGUUCGAGUCGCCCUAGGAAGGAGAAAAGAUUGACAUAUGUUCUUAAUGCUUCUGAUGACACAAAGCAUUCUGCCGGCAUAAAUUGCUUGGCCAGGUUGAAGUCCAAUGAAUCUGGUAGUAGUGAGUUCUUGUUUACUGGUAGCCGUGACGGAACGUUGAAGAGAUGGGCUGUUGACGACAAAGCAGCUACUUGCUCUACUACUUUUGAAUCUCACGUGGAUUGGGUAAAUGAUGCUGUCCUUGUUGGUGAUCAUACACUUGUGUCUUGCUCUUCGGACACUACUCUUAAGACAUGGAAUAGCUUGUCUAAUGGUGCAUGCACGAGGACUCUGCGUCAGCACUCAGACUAUGUUACCUGUCUUGCUGCAGCAGAAAAAAAUAUAAAUACUGUUGCCUCUGGUGGCCUCGGUGGGGAGGUGUUUGUUUGGGAUAUCGAAGCUGCACUUGCUCCAGUUUCUAAGUCAAAUGACAGUAUUGAAGAAGAGGCUUCCAAUGGAAUUAGUGGUGGUGGGAGUAAUCUGCCUAUUACCAGUUUGCGCACAAUCAAUUCCAGUAAUAACAUCUCUUUGAAUUCUACUCCAAAUCAUGGUUAUGUUCCUAUUGCUGCCAAAGGCCAUAAGGAAUCAGUGUAUGCAUUAGCAAUGAAUGAUAGUGGGACUAUUCUUGUUUCUGGUGGAACUGAGAAGGUUGUGCGUGUUUGGGACCCGAGAUCGGGUUCGAAGACCAUGAAGUUGAGGGGUCACACAGAUAACGUUAGAGCAUUGCUCUUGGAUUCUACUGGAAGGUUUUGUUUGUCUGGCUCUUCUGAUUCUAUGAUCAGACUAUGGGAUCUAGGUCAGCAGCGCUGUGUGCAUUCAUAUGCUGUUCAUACAGAUUCUGUCUGGGCUCUUGCCAUCACAAAUUCAUUUACUCAUGUCUACAGCGGUGGAAGAGACCAAUCUUUAUACAUGACGGACUUGAACACUAGAGAGAGCAUUUUGCUUUGUGCAGAAGAUUACCCAAUUUUGCAGUUGGCACUGGAUGAUGAAAGCAUAUGGGUUGCAAGUACAGAUUCUUCGGUUAAUAGGUGGCCUGCAGAAGGACACAAUCCUCAGAAAAUGUACCAAAGAGGAGGUUCCUUCUUGGCUGGGAACCUAUCAUUUUCAAGGGCAAGAGCUUCCCUUGAAGGAUCCACUCCUAUUCCAGUAUACCGGGAGUCAACACUCAAAGUACCUGGAAUUCCAGCGAUUGUGCAGCAUGAGAUAUUGAAUAAUCGAAGGCGUGUUCUUACCAAGGAUACAGCUGGUUCUGUGAAACUAUGGGAAAUCACAAGGGGUGCUGUGAUUGAAGAUUAUGGCGAGGUAUCAUAUGAGGACAAAAAGAAGGAGCUAUUUGAGAUGGUGAGCAUUCCUACAUGGUUCACUGUGGAUACCAGGCUAGGUAGUUUGUCUAUUCAUUUGGAUACACCACAGUGCUUUUCAGCUGAGAUGUAUUCUGCUGAUCUUAACAUCGCUGGAAAACCUGAGGAUGAUAAGGUCAAUCUAGCUCGAGAAACACUGAAGGGCUUAUUGGCUCAUUGGUUAGCGAAAAGAAAACAGAGAUCAGGAUCUCAAUCAACAGCGAAUGGUGAAGCUCAAUCAGUGAAAGAAAUCUCCUCCAGAAGCAUGACCCACUCACGAAUUGAAGUUGAUGGAAAUGCAGAAAAUGAUUCAAUGAUAUAUCCUCCAUUUGAAUUUUCUGCUGUUUAUCCUCCGUCUAUCAUUACUGAGGGUUCUCAAGGGGGAGCAUGGAGGAAAAAGAUAACUGAUUUGGAUGGCACGGAAGAUGAAAAGGAUCUCCCUUUUUGGGUUAUGGAUUGCGUUUUAAACAAUCGUCUACCUCCUAGAGAGAAUACCAAGUGUAGCUUUUACUUGCAUCCAUGUGAAGGUUCCACAAUCCAAAUCUUAACCCAGGGGAAGCUGAGUGCUCCUCGUAUAUUAAGAAUACAUAAGGUUGUCAACUAUGUUGUUGAAAAGAUGGUCCUUGACAAAUCAUCGGAUGGCGCGUCUGGUGAUGGUACGUUUGCUCCAGGGUUAGCUGGUGGGCCCUUGCAGACUGGAGCAGAUGGAUCUCUCCGUAGACCCUGGCAGCGGCUAAAGCCUGCGAUUGAGAUUUUGUGUAAUAAUCAGGUAUUAUCUCCCGAUAUGAGCUUGGCAACAGUACGAGCUUAUGUAUGGAAAAAACCUGAAGAUCUUGUACUUCAUUAUCGUGUGGUGCAGGGAAGGUGACUCUACUUUAAGCCAUAAGGAUUAGAGCUUUCAAAUGAAACGGAUUGCAGUGGAGCUAGCUAAUAGGUCAUAGUUGACAUCCCUUGGGUUGCUUAUAUUAAUUGGGAUAUGUCGAUCGCUUCAUUGUAAAUUGGAGAAGAAAUUUGAUUGCUGAAUUUAGCAUCAUUCUCCGUAUUUUCUUGAGAAGCUCUUGAUUGGCAUUUUCAUUGUCAGAAGCAUUGCAAAAUCCGAAGCUCAUAUAUUUGCAGUACGAGCUUCUGACUACAACCUGUUUUCGUGGAGACUGCUUGCAAAAUCGAAGAAAUUCUGUGUCUUGUAGAGAACUGUGAAUUUCUAUAGGAGUGGAAUCAGGAAGAUGGUGUCGAAAGCCUUGUAGAUUUGUAACUUAAGGGGGUCUCAGUUAUAGGAAAUUUUAUUAAGGAAAUAUGUGUUGGAAAUAAAUCGAAGUUCAUUUGUCUGCACAGUUUAUUUGGUAUAUAUUUACUCUAUUUCUUAA